This is a messenger RNA of Galdieria sulphuraria, 1273 nucleotides long. RefSeq names its product ethanolaminephosphotransferase. Gene Ontology annotation, cellular component: membrane. The record is from RefSeq and is a predicted model, not a curated record. Gene Ontology annotation, biological process: phospholipid biosynthetic process. The transcript has a single exon. Gene Ontology annotation, molecular function: phosphotransferase activity, for other substituted phosphate groups. Lineage: Eukaryota; Rhodophyta; Bangiophyceae; Galdieriales; Galdieriaceae. Bases 27 to 1211 code for a protein of 394 amino acids.
AUUCAUUUUCCGUUGUGUGUGUAAAGAUGCAGUUAACUCCACAACAAUUGAAGGGACUGGAUCUGCCUUGUGCCUCUGGAAAAGACUUGUCCAUUCUCUAUCGAAAGAUAUUGUCGCCCUUAUAUGAUGUUGAAGUCGAAAAGAUUCCUUCUUGGAUUGCUCCCAACUUACUUACUUUAUCAGGGUUGAUGUGUACUUUGUCCAAUACAGUUAUGAUGCUCUACUAUUCCCCCGACCUUGUCUCCGAGGCACCAAAGAGAGUAUACUUAUCGGCAGCCUUUGCUACUUUCUUAUAUAUGAUGUUCGAUAACUUGGAUGGUAGGCAAGCAAGACGCACAAACAGUUCUAGUCCUCUAGGACACUUAUUUGAUCACGGCUGUGAUGCUCUAAACGUGACCAUAUUGGGACUAGCAGUGGCUGCUACUUUGAGAUUGGGAAGAUCCUUUGCAACUUUGUUUCUCGUCUGGUCUCUUGGAAUGAUUCCUUUCUUUUUUGCCACUUUAGAAGAAUUCUUUUGUGGUUCUCUUACCUUGAGACUGAUAAAUGGAGCUAACGAAGGUUUGAUGGGCAUCAUCUUUAUUUUUAUUGCCACUUGUUUAUUUGGUCCUUCUUUGUGGUUUCAGCCCUUAAACUUGUUGGGUAUUCGUUUGUCUCUUCAGCAUUGGAUUCUUUGUUUGUCAUUCCCUUUGACUAUUCCUACAGUCCUUUUCUCUUGCUAUGCAAUCUGGCGUCAUCCUAUGAGAACAACUAUCAUUUAUCGGUAUCCUUUUCUUCAGUCUUGUUGGAUAACUUUUGCAACUUUUGGACUCUAUUCUUUGGCUGCUUUUUGUUGGGCGUAUUUAGCAAAACCAGUCUUUAUGGGUCACUUUUUAUUAUACAUGGCAACUAUCGGAUUGCUAUUUUUUAGGAAUAUGUUUUAUUUUAUAAUCUCACAUUUAACACAUACUUCAUUUCCUACUUUCACGUUCUUGAUACUCCAUUUGACGUGGUUGAUGAUAAUAUAUCUUUCCCAUUAUAUUACUUUUCGAGGUUAUCCUUAUACUCAUGCUUUAACUCUUCAUCUUUACUUUCUUUACCAUCUCAUUCUUGUCUCUUAUGAAGUCAUUCAAGUUGUGAGACAAAUGAGCAAUCAUUUGGGUAUUUACUGCUUCCGGUUGGGAAAAAGGAAUUCCGACAGGAACAUGAAACAUGUUGCCAACAAAAGACGAUAAGGAUUAGUUUUCAUACAUCUUGGGAUGACUAGCCGAUCCAAGAUAAAAACUCUCUCAAAUAU